Molecule: messenger RNA, 2009 nt
Organism: Porites evermanni
Lineage: Eukaryota; Metazoa; Cnidaria; Anthozoa; Scleractinia; Poritidae
Source: the annotation of a GenBank genome assembly
UUGUUUCUUUCAGAGAAAAUAGCAACGUUGUCCCCUACAGAAAAUACGUAUCAACUCUAUGAUGGUGUGGAGACGUUUGUUCUGUUCAUUGGUUAUCCUCGUAGUAGUCACAGUUUAGUUGGCGCCAUAUUGGAUGCUCAUCCUGAAAUCAUCAUUCCUCACGAGUAUAACCUUGUGGGUAAAUGGAAAUCAUUGUCAAAGACUGCAGCGCCGAAUAAAUAUUCACUCUUUCACGAGCUGCACAGCCUUUCUAUGAGUCAAGCAAACUUUGGAAUUCGGGCAAGUAAAAACAAUACUCGACUGACUGGUGAAUAUACGUACACAUAUCACGUGCCCGGGUUAUGGCAAGGACGAUAUCAGCAAAGAAUCAAGGUAUGAAAGCUCUAGCUAGAUCAGAUUCUCUCAUACCACUGCCCUUUGCCUCUAAGUACACCUUCUAUAAGAUCACCCAUAAAAGGCUAGAUUUAAGCACUGAAGUUGUUUCUUGUCGUCUGUUGCAAAGGAUAACAAGGACGAAGAUGGAUUGAAACUUGACUUUUUCCAGUUUUAAUGCCUUUGGAGGAAAAUGUGUGUGGAAAUUCUACAAUGUUUAAUUUUCUUGUUGCCAGACUUAAAAACUGUUUCCGUUAUCAAAAACUGGGUUUUUUAAGGUUAUAGGUGACAAGAAAGGAGGAAAAACUUCAGAGAUCUUUGCCAAUAACGACUCGAUGGAGACUCUCGAGGAAAUCGCUGAAGUUGUUAAUUUACCAAUGAAAUUCAUCCACGUAACAAGGAACCCAUUUGAUAACAUAGCAACAAUGACACUCCGCUUGGCGAGCCAGCGUAAUAAUGUGAGAGAAGAGGGAAUUAAGGUAAUAUUCGUCCCAUGUAAGGGAAUACAAGAUUGUCUUGUAUUCUGGAUUCCACCGUCGUGGAUAUCCGGAUUCCAGGCACUGGAUUCCAGUCUUUGUCAGUGGAACUUGGAUUUUGGAUUCCAAUCGCUAGCGGGAUUCCGGAUUCCUUGAGCUGUUUUCCAGAUUCCAAAGCCCAGGAUUCCGGAUUCCACAAGCAAAGUUUUCUGAUAAGAUUGGGACAGAGCUGCAGCGGGUAGUUAGGAGACUAUAAUUAGGUGUAGGGUUUGCCAUAUUGUUCGCCACAUUGCAACACAACGACCUACCACGGUCUUUCCUUGUUUCUGACAAUAGAGAUUCUCCAAGGAAUGACUUACAACAUUGUGGGGGGAGGGAAGGGGGAAGCGCAUCAGAAUACCCGCACUCGAUAAAUUGGAUGUCCACUUCAUUGAGAGGUGUUUCUCACAGAGUGUGUAUAGGCGAACUAAACGAUCAUUUUGGACCUCUUGUGCUCUCCGGGUUGAUCAAAAUAUGGUCAAAUUUCCGUGUAAAUAUACAACCUUCAGAAUCGUUCUGAUCUUCCCGAGAGCCAGGAAAAAAUUAAGGCAAAAUUAAUGAAUUUAGCUGAUCUCGACGAUAAUAUGAAAAAAAGCUCUACCAAUAUACAUUGCGCCAAAAAACUUCCAAAAAGGCACUAUGUGUAAAGAUGGGUAGUUGAACGCUUCCCAUUAUAACAACCUUUCCAUUCACAAAUUAGCAAAUAGCACUACCCUCAUAUGGAUUUCAAAUGCUACAUAAGACUACUAAUACUAUUUUUUUUUUUUCAUUCUUCCUUCGCAGUUAAAUAACACAAGAGGACUCAAUCUGUCUAUAAACUCUUACUUUAAAUUAGCGACUGCUAAUCAGCGCGUCCGGGAACGUUACGGAAAAGCAGUGAUCGAUAUUCCAGGACACGAAACAGUGCUCAGACCAAGAGAGACCAUACAGAAGUUGUGUGAACAUUUGCGGGUCACGUGCUCGGAUGAUUAUCUUGAUAAAUGCAGUAAUAUUAUGUAUGGUGCACCUUCAGUGACCAGAGACAAAGUUAUUUGGACUGAAGAACAGAAGAGACGAGUUACGCAAAAGAUGAAGGAGUUUCCAUUUCUUAGAGAUUAUUCGUUCGAUGUAUAUCCAGAGUGA